Molecule: messenger RNA, 1119 nt
Organism: Anthostomella pinea
Lineage: Eukaryota; Fungi; Ascomycota; Sordariomycetes; Xylariales; Xylariaceae
Source: the annotation of a GenBank genome assembly
AUGGCGAUCAAAUCCAUCAUCAAGGCCUGUCUGCUGAGCCCUGUGGUUUCGGCUGCAGUUGCGAAGCCUAUUCACGCAAGGAACGCUUCUUCCUUCGCCGAAGCGCAGAAGCUCGCCGACCCGGCCUACGGUCCCAUCCCAGGCGAAAGCCCAAUCUACAACAGCUACUUGGGUGUCGAGGCACCUUUCCCUGGAAACCUACGUGAUCCCGUUCUGCCGACGAAAGAAGGCCCCCCUGCUACAGAUGAUAUAGUCUGGCAGAACCUCCUCGAGGCCGAGUGGAUCAUCUUCGACUUCUACCAAAAGGCCGUUGAGUCUUUCAACGCCUCAGACUUCAUUAAGGUUGGCAUGCCCAACAACACAUAUCAGCGAAUCCAAGAAAUUCGCAACAACGAGGCUGGCCAUCUGCGCAUCUUCCAGAACCAGAUCUCGGAGACCUCGAUCAAGCCCGGGGCAUGCGAGACCCAGUUCCCCUACUACGACCCUAUCUCCUUCCUGGCCCUCGUCACUGUGAUUGAGAUCUCGUCCAUGGCCUUCUUGACGGGUCUGGUUCAACAAGCCCAGCUCUCCUCUUCCCAGGCGGCCAUGACUGCCAUCGCCGAGGUCGAGUCCCGCCACGAGACGUGGAGCCUGAUCGAGAUCUGGAAGACCAACCCCUUCGGCGGCCCCUCAGACACCGUCUUCCCCUACGCCAACCAGAUCCUCGACACCACCAACGCAUUCAUCGUGCCAGGCAGCUGCCCCAAGCUGAACCCCGAGUACCCGUCGCCGCGCCAGAACCUGCCCUCCCUGAGCGCCGCCAAGAACACCACGUCCCUGCUUCCCGGGUCCAACAUUGGUCUUGCCUUCCCUGACCCGACGAACCAGCCGACGUUUGCGAACGGCACCCAGUACUACGCUGUCUUCUUCCACGGCGUCAACAACGUCAGCAUCCCCAUCGACACGACCUGCUGGCCUAAGCAGGAGAUCCGCGUCACCAUCCCAGCCCAGUUCGAUACCAAGGGCGUUGUUAUCGCCACCGUCGCUGACACCAAGGGCGCCCCGACCAAGGAGACCAUUGUGGCUGGGCCUGGUAUCAUCUUGGAGCAGCCUUCGGCGCUUUCUGUUAAGCUGCUAUAA